This is a messenger RNA of Phycodurus eques (leafy seadragon), 6951 nucleotides long. It is a transcript of the gene taok3b, whose product is annotated as TAO kinase 3b. Gene Ontology annotation, biological process: execution phase of apoptosis. Bases 781 to 2100 code for a protein of 439 amino acids. NCBI's taxonomy places the organism in Eukaryota, Metazoa, Chordata, Actinopteri, Syngnathiformes, Syngnathidae. The transcript has 8 exons. The record is from RefSeq and is a predicted model, not a curated record.
AAGAGAUGAAUCGAAGGCACGAGAAGCACCUACCAUGAGCAAGUGCGCCGUAAAUGUAGGCCACCCAUCGGAGCGGGCGGCUUGGGCAGCAUGUCCGGACUGGCCUCUCCUCGGCGGCCCGCCGCCCUCCUCCACCCGAGCACGGCAGCCGUCACCCGGGGAAAGCCUUCCUCCUCUGCGGCCUCUCCGGUGCCACUAAAUUACAUCACAUCUUUCGAUUAUCAAUGGUAGGCAUUGCGUAAUUGCCGCCCCCUCCCCCUUCCUUCCUCUUUAUUGUUUUGAUCCUUAUUAUUUUUAUUUGUCAUUUCCUCCCUCCCCCUUUGUGGAGAAUCGCCACGCAUGCCGCGGUGCUUUUGUUUUGCAUUGACGGGCUCGAGGAUGCCCUUUCCCCGGCCAAAAAGGACUCGCGGUGCAGGAUGCGCGUGAGGCCGGCGGCGGACGUGUGCUGCAUUCACGGACGUCGGACACACCGCGAGCGGGCGUGCUGCGGGCAUCGGGAAGCACCCGGCGGCGGCGGCGGCGGCGGCGGCGGCGGCUCCGGCUCCGGCUCCUCCUCCUCCUCUGCUCCGCGUCCCCCCUCCGCGCUGCAGGAGCAUGCUGCCGGCGUGAAGAAGGGAUGAGGCCGCGUACGGGGACUCCAGCGGGCCACAGCUGCGGCCUUCUUCUCACCGACGCUGCUGCAAAAGCCGCCCACGCGACACCGUCACUGUCAUCACAUCAGCAUCUUUGGUCAUCAGGUAGAUCCAGGAGCAUGAGCAGAACUUUGAGCUGCGGGAGCAGAUGUCUGGCUACAAGCGCAUGCGACGGCAGCACCAGAAGCAGCUGAUCGCCCUGGAGAACAGGCUCAAGGCCGAGAUGGACGAGCACAGGCUGAGGCUGCACAAGGACCUGGAGACGCAGGCCAACGACACUUACGUGGAGCUGGAGAGGCUGGCCAAGCGCCACGCCGCUCAGACCGACAAAGAGAUGAAGUCGGUGUGUGCUGAGGAGAGGAGGAUCCAGCAGCAGAUCGUCGCUCAGCAGAAGAAGGAGCUGACGGCCUUCUUGGAGAACCAGAAGAAAGAGUACAGACUCUGCAAGGACAAAAUCAAAGAGGAGAUGAGCGAGGACCCGUGCGCCCGCAAGGAGGAGAAGCAGGAGCGUCUGUCGCGGCACAAGGAGACGCUUCAGCGCUCGCAGGCCGAGGACGAGGCCGACCUGCUGGCCCAGCAGCGGCUCGUCUACGAACGCAGCUGCCGCGCGCUCAAACGCCGAAGUCUGCUCAGGAAGCACGACUUCGAACGGGAGCAGCUCCGAGAGGAGCUGAACAAGAAGAGGAGCCAGAAGGAGAUGGAGCACGCCCUGCUGAUCCGUCAGGACGAGGGCACGCAGGACCUGGAGCGCCGGCAGCUGCGCGCGCUCCACAAGCUGCGCGCCGAGCUCGUGCGGCUGCAGCACCGCACCGAGCUGGAAAACCAGGAGGAGUACAACGGCCGCCGGCAGCGGGAGCUGGCGCGCAAACACGCGCUGGAGCACCGGCAGCAGCCCAGAGACCUCAAGGCGCUGGAGCUGCAGAUCAAGAAGCAGUUCCAGGACACGUGCAAGGUUCAGAACAAGCAGUACAAAGCACUGCGCAACCACCAGCUGGAGGUCUCGCCCAAAGCCGACCACAAGAGUCUCCUCAAGGGCCUCAAGGAGGAGCAGACCCGCAAGCUGGCCGUGCUGGCCCGGCAGUACGAGCGUUCCAUCAACCAGAUGACGGCCUCGCAAGCGAUGAGGCUGGAGGCCGAGCAGGAGUCGGAGUGCGAGGCCCUGAAGCAGCAGCUGAAGCAGGAGAUGGAGCUCCUGGGCGCCUACCAGACCAAGACCAGGUCCCAGUUGGAGAGCCAGCAUGAGCGGGAGCUGCAGAAACUGGAGCAGAAGGUCUCCGUGCGCAGGGCCCACCUGGAGCAGAAGAUGGAGGAGGAGCUGUCGGCUCUGCAGAAGGAUCGCAGCGAGAGGAUCAAAACUCUGCUGGAGCGUCAGGAACGAGAGAUUUUGUCCUUCGACAGCGAGACUCGCAUCCUGGGCUUCGGCAGUCUGGGCUCUCCGGACGUCUUCCCCAAAGACGACAACAGAUGAAAGCGGACCGGCGGCCACCUUUUGCUUUUUUUCCCCUUUUUUUGGGAACGGCGGAGAACUCGUUUGGAUCCUCUCCAUCUUGUUGGUGGGAUUAUUACUCCUCCUCCUCUCGAUUUUUGGUAUGAAGUGAAUAAUUCAGGAAAUUUUUUGCUAAAAUGGGCACUUUGAUAUGUUUCAGUAGAACUCUGUCGUGGGUGUGUGUGUGUGUGUGUGUGUGUCGAACAGGGGUGGGCAAAGUAUGGCCCGGGGGUCACCUGGGUCAACUCUGUUCUUUGCAUUCAUGUAACUGUUCCCCCCACCCCAAUACAAUUGGUUAAUCAACAUACAUUAAUAGAUUUUUAAACAAAAAAUACAUUUUGUAUUCAUUUAGCUCAAAUAAUUGGCUAAUUGAUUUAUUGUAGAUGAUAAAAAAAAUAUUUUUUGUAAAAUAUUGAUCAAAUAUUUAUCUUUAGCAAUUUUGUGUUUAUUUUGUAAAAUAAGCAGUUAGUUACUUGUGAUUCAAUUAUGAAUACAUAAUAAAUACAUAAAAUACACAAUGGUGAAAUGUAUAGGCCAAUGUAUUUAUUUUUAUAUUUUAUUACUUACGAUAAAUCCAUUAACCAAUAAUUUAAUGGAGCUAAUGAAGAGGUUUCGAACAAAAUAUUUUGUGUUCUUGGUUGAUUUUACAUGGAAAAGAAAAAAAGACAACUGAACAAUUUGAUGUCUACAUAUUUAACAUUGAUAAAAAAAGAUUUCAAUAAGUCAUUAUAAUUACAUUGAUGAUAACUAUCCAAAUAUAAUAGUGAUAAAUGAAACAAUUCGAUGUAAUUUUGAGCUGGACCACCCUUAAACAUUUCUUCAUGAAUUAUGCAGUCUUGCCUUGAGAUACGAGUGACCCGACUUGUGAGUUUGCCGCGUCGCCGUCGUCGAGCAGACUUUUUUGGGUUGGACUUGCGAGCACAAAUGGGCCAAAAUGGAGUUUACUGUCAAACUAUAAACAUAAAACAAAGAGAAUGACACAUUUUGUAUUUCAAACAGCCAAAUAGCUUUGCCCCAAUCAACUCCGUUUAGCUUAAUGCUAACACAUACUGGGAAACGCCAUUGACUGGCUAACAAAUAGCACCAGUGUCUCGGUAUUAUAACGCUCGAAGCAGACAAAAUAACAAUCCUCACAGGCAUAUAUUCUUUAUCUCAAGACAGCGCUGUAAUUGCAUUAACUAUGCAUUGUACAAUUUCAAAGUAAGAAUGUCCCAAAGAAAUGCCGAGACGUCACCGACGUUGACAUUUUACUCUCCUUUUCCUGACCUCAUCUACGAAUGAGCUGGCCCAUUUUUUUCCCCACCUUUCGAAACAAAAUUUGGCCCUUGAGCACAAAAGUUUGCCCACCUCUGAUGUCGAGGGACAUUGUGGAAUGUGAGCUGCUCUUCUUCUUCUUCUUCUUCUUCUUCUUCGUGUUCUUCUUCCUCUCCGUCUCAAGCUGCUUUCCUCAUGAUUUUUCUUCUUGUUUUUUUGUUUUGUUUCGUUUUUUUCCUCUGAAUUGUGAACGCGAGCGUGGGAGACCCCCGUCGCGGGCGUCAUGGCUCCUCUCAUUGCAUGCACUUUAUUAGGGACACGUGACGCAUGGCUGUGUUUGUAAAUAAAGUGGUCAUCAGCAUUUUAGGUUGCAACCCCAAAACCCGACCCCAUCAGUUAUGAUAGGUUCGCAUCCACGAGCUAUGACAGGUUCACAUAUGCCUUUCUUUCAGUUUUUGUGCCUUUUUAUUUUUUGAUUUGUGUUCUUUUUUUUUUCUUCAUCAGACUUGUUGUACAUGACCCAUGGUGAGAAUUGUGCUGUUUUUUGAUAUGAAUAUUUGUACUUGAGUAUAUAGCUAGAACACGCCCACCGAUACCGGUCUAUUUACUCACGGGACGGAGCUUACAAUUUUUUAUCGCUAUCGUCUCGUUGUGAGAGAUUGUACCGUAACGGCGGACAGAAUUACACACACGCGCGCGCUGGAUUAUUCAUGGAUUAUUCACUAGGGUUGCAAAGGUACAAUUAUGAGGAGUUGGACACUUUUCAUGGGAUUUUAACUUUAUACGGUAUAACUUAAUAGCACAUGCAUUGAAAUACCUGCAAAUUCCAAGUGAUUUUUACAAAAGUAGUUUACGAUUUGCAACGUUUUGGUUUUACUUUUAUAAAAAUAAAAAAUAAAAAAAUAAAAUUCAAAAUGUGUUCAUGAUUUAUAUAUUUUUAUCUAUUUAAUGUAUCAAUGAUUUUGGUGUAAUUGAUGUAUUUAUAUAUUAUCCAUGUAAUUAUUCUCUUUAAAAUUAAUUAGAAUGGAAGCAAAAAAACUGUUCAAAUACAUUGUAAUUCAAAUAUAAACAGUGUUCAAAGUGAUAAGAAUUUAAAAAAAUAAAAAUGUAUAUUGUUUUAUUUCGACAAAUUGCCACUUCCAGGCAUUUAUUGUCGUCGUCCCCCCCCCCCCCCCCCCCCCCCAAAAAAAAAGUAAAAAAAUAAAAAUAAAAAUGUGGACCCAUGCUUUAAGCACUCUUUGAAAUACUUGGACAAUCGGAAUAAAAUUGCUGAAAUAUUUGUUUUUCUUGUACUUUUAACUUAUUUUCCUUUAAUUUUAAUUUAAUUCAUUUAUAGUUAUUUAAUCAACAAUAUCCAAUUUGUGCACUUAUUCUAUUCAAGUAUUUAUUCUUUUAGCAAAUUAUUAUCCUACAAAGUGAAUUAAAUCAAUUAAAUUAUAAUCCUACAAAAUAAAGCCCUUAAAAAUAAAUUAGAAUGAAAUAAAAGUAUAUAAAAUCAAUGUUACGUCCGUAAAUUUAAAUAAUAAAUAAAUAAAUAAACAAUAAUGGCACAAAUAGUUUUCAUUCACUAUGUUCAUUUGCCAUGGCAGAACAUGAAUUGUUUAAAAAAAAACUAACGUCAAGCAACUUCAUUAGAAAAGCGCUGGCUAAUUAAUUUUUCCGGUUACUUUAAUCUGUUAACUUUUUGGGGUGUCCUUUCUGAACUGAUCGGCUGGUAGAAAUCACAUGACCCCAUAGAAAAUAUGCAGGAAAACUACAGGCUGCACUUAUAUUUUUAUGAAGAAACAUAUUUCUUUAUUGAAGCAUGUAAGUGUAUAUAUAUAUAUAUAUAUAUAUAUAUAUAUAUAUAUAGUACAAGUGCACAUUGACAUUGGGAACAUCCUGUAAUUUUAAAUGAUUUUCCCUUUAUUCCCAUGGAAAGUUUCCAAGUAGAAUGUUGCAACCUCGGCACUCACACACUUACAAAAGAGAAAGGAAACGUCUUGCGUUCUGCAUUAACUGUGAUCCAUUGGCACAAUAUUUGCCAUCAUGUUCAUUGAUCAGGUUGCACAAUUUCCAUUUUGGACCGAAUGGAAGAAAGAAUCGUUUGGUGCUUCAUUUCUUACGCCAGUUGCAGCCUUGUCCUCCUUUUUGCCCUCACAGUCAACAACGCUCUUAACAAAUCGCCAAGAGUCCACACUAAAAUGGACUUUUGAAAAAAUGAGCCCUGAGAACAAGAGUGGGUUAACGCUAAAUCAUAUUUUUGUCAUUUUGCACGACAAGGUUUUAUGGCUGCAAUAAAAUCUGAGCAAUUGAUAUCUUGGUGAUUUAUAUGACGGAUGCUUACCUCUUCUGGAUAUUUCAUUGUUACAGAAAUUGUUGUUCUCCUCAGAUUGUGCCAAAUAUAAAUGAGUCUUGGACUUCGAUCAUACUGCAUACUCAUUUUACAUGAUAUCGUUUGCACUUUUAUCCUUCCAUCGUCUUCAGUUGAGUCGUCAAGACUGGCUGAAAGACAAGAAACAAAGUGGAAUUUGAAGAAAAAAACCCCAAAACAUUUCGCGCCAUAGCGGUCUGUCAUCAUCUUGAGUUGAAUCGUCUACGUUGCUUGAAAGAAAAGAAAACAAACCACAAUUAGAAAACAACCUUUAAGUGCAAUCGUGGUCCAAGUCCAAACAUCCCGUGCACUUUUAUCCUGUCAUCAUCGUCAAUUCAGUCAUCUCGCCAACUGGAAAGAGAAGAAGCCAACCAGGAUUGCAGAAAACAUUUAGUGCAAUCGUGGUCCAAGUGGAAACAUUCAUCAAAUCUAUCGACGAUCAUGAAAAGUGAUACAUGGCGUGCUAGUUAUGAAAAAAAAAUACAAAAUCGUUCGGUGCAAUGCUUUUGUCUCGUCAUCGUUUUCAGAUCAGUCAUCUCGGUCGCUUGAAGGAAAAGAAGAAAACUGGGACGAUCGAAAAAGUGGAGCGCAAUUGUGGUCCAAGACCAAACGUGCGUCACAUCUGUCAACAUCUCGCGAAGGAUGAGAAAUCACGUAAUAAUUACGGUCGGAGUCUUCUAUCCGUGAAAAGUGUCGCGUGUGUUUUUCGGACUGACCCGAAAGUGCCAAAGUCGUGACUAAAACUUGAUUUCGACCGGUAUUCGUCUGAAAGAUGUGCUUUGCCACCCCCCCCCCCCCCCCCAAAAAUGGACUUGGCCCACUCUAGUUCUCAGUGGCUCAAAUUGUUAUUGGAACUCGAUUUAAUGUGGAUCGUCUUGACUUCACUUUCGAAACCACGACAUCAGAUAAUAAAUAACGAUAAUAACGAUAAGAACCCUGAAGGCAAUAGAAACGCACCAAUCUGAGUGCGGAACGGUUCCUUCAUGGAACUUUUAAAAGUCAUUUUCCAAAUGAUGUGAUGAUGAUGAUGAUGAUGAUGAUGAUGAUGAUGAUGAUGUUCCUGGGAUGCAGUAAGGCCUUUUCAUGUGUGUGACCGAAGCCUUCAUGAGUCCAAAAAGUGCUACGAGGCUCCUUCGCUGUCUUCAAAUGAAUAAUGGCAACACACACACAAAACAAAAACAAACAAACAAAGAAAACAAAACAAAAUCGGGGGGGGGGGGGGGGGG